Molecule: messenger RNA, 579 nt
Organism: Equus quagga
Lineage: Eukaryota; Metazoa; Chordata; Mammalia; Perissodactyla; Equidae
Product: fatty acid-binding protein 9-like
Exons: 4
Coding region: 51-449 (132 amino acids)
Biological process (GO): fatty acid transport
Cellular component (GO): cytosol; nucleus
Molecular function (GO): fatty acid binding
Source: RefSeq, a predicted model, not a curated record
GUUUCUUUGGGUUUUGCUUGUGAGUGCCUCUUCUCAGCAAGCUUUCCAUCAUGAUUGAGCCCUUCUUGGGAACCUGGAAGCUGGUCUCCAGUGAAAAUUUUGAAGAAUACAUGAAACAACUGGGAGUGAGUGACACACUCCGGAACCUGGCGGGGUUAGCAAAGCCGAGAAUCAUUAUUAGCGCCGAUGGGGCCAUGGUGAACAUCAAAACAGAAAGUUCUCUGAAGAACACGGAGAUCUCCUUCAAGCUGGGAGAACAAUUUGAUGAAACCACGGCAGACAACCGGAAAGUAAAAAGCAUCAUAACAUUACAUGGUGGCUCAAUGAUUCAUGUCCAAAAAUGGCUUGGCAAAAAGACAACAAUCAAGAGACAAAUUGUAGAUGGAAAAAUGGUAGUGGAAUAUACCAUGAAUAAUACCGUCAGCACUCGGAUUUAUGAAAAAGUGUGAAGAAAGUGUCUACAUCAGUGAAAGCCUGGUCACUAGCAGGAAACUGGAACUUGAAGAAGAUAUGCCUCAGGGUCAGUGAUUACAAAAAAAUGGCUUAGCAUAAAUUUGCUCAAUAAAACCAUCAAAUUAA